Molecule: messenger RNA, 4183 nt
Organism: Micropterus salmoides (largemouth bass)
Lineage: Eukaryota; Metazoa; Chordata; Actinopteri; Centrarchiformes; Centrarchidae
Product: GTPase IMAP family member 8-like
Exons: 7
Coding region: 180-3785 (1201 amino acids)
Molecular function (GO): GTP binding
Source: RefSeq, a predicted model, not a curated record
GUUUAUAACAACUUCCUGUCAGACUCACUGUGGUUGUGGGCAAGGCUUCAUUCUUCCUUUUUAACUUACUUACUUUCACUUAUACUGCUGACUGUCGCAGCAAGAAAUCCAGUAGGGUGUUAAACCUGCAGUUGAUCUUCAGUUGAAUUCAUCUCUGAUGUUUCCAGCAGAGUGACAUCAUGGCGGCUGUAGCAUCAGUGUCUGAGCUGAGGGUUGUUCUGCUGGGGAACAGCUGGUAUCAGAGGAGUUCAGUGGGGAACAUCUUACUGGAAGGGACUGCGUUCAUCUCUGAGGAAGAACCAGACUGCUGUCUGAGAGUCAGAGGACAGCUGAAGGAGAAAGAAAUAGUUCUCAUCAACACCCCAGAUCUGCUGCAUCCCAACAUCUCUGAAGAUAAACUGACAGAACAUGUGACAAACUGUGUGAGACUCUCUGAUCCUGGACCUCAUGUGUUCCUGCUGGUUCUACAGCCUGAAGACUUCACUGAGGAACACAAACUGAGGCUCUGCAGAGUCCUGGAACUCUUCAGUGAUCGAUCAUUUGAUCAUUCACUGGUUCUGAUAUCAACACCCAGAGAGGAGAGCUCAGGUUUAAAGAAAAAAUACAUGCAACACCCACCAUUAACAGACAUGAUCAAAAUGUGUAGAUGCAGAUCCUUGAAUAUGAAGGACCUUGAACGUUCUGAGCUGUUAAUUAGUUUGGAUCGAAAUCUGCAGAAUAACAAUGGAGAGCAUGUCAUUUGUGAUGUGUUUGAUGAGAAAGUAUCUGCUGAUCAUCAAAGCUUGAAGCAACAGAAAACAACCAUUUCUGACUUUGGGCCUGCUGGAGCUCCUGGGUGGAGAUCAUAUGUACCCAGCUGGUUAAAACGAAGCACAUCACACAGUUCAUCAUCAGCAGAAAGCACAAAGCAAGCAUCUGUCCUCAGAAUUGUGCUGUUGGGGAAGAGUGAGGACGACAAGACAAAUCUUGGUAACUUAAUACUAGGGCCUGAAAAAUUUGAAGUCCAAAAAAAGUCCCAGAUCAAACAUUGCAUGGCUGCCUGUGGAGAGUGGAGAGGAAAACCAUUAACAGUAGUGAAAGCUCCAGACAUCUUCAGUCUGUCUGACAAGACAGCGAGAGAAGAGAUGAGGAAGUGCAUCAGUCUUUGUCCUCCUGGACCAAAUGUUCUGCUGCUGUUAGUGAAGGUUUCUGAUUUCACUGAGGAGAACAGACAAACACUGAAGUUCAUCCUGAGUUUGUUUGGUCAAGAUGCUUUUAAACACUCAAUGGUCAUCAGCACACAUGAGGGGAAUGAAACACGCAGUUCUGUCAGUAAGCUCAUUAAAGACUGUGGAGGAAGACAGUACAGGAUGGUUAACAAUGACCUGACAUUGUUAAUCCAGAAGAUUGAGAACAUUGUUCAUGAAAACAAAGGAACCUUCCUCACCUUCACUGAAGAGACCAUCAAACCAAAGUCUGAACACAUCAAACCAGCUUUAAACCUGGUUCUGUGUGGGAGGAGAGGAGCAGCUAAGACUUCAGCAGCCAAGGCCAUUUUAGGUCAGACAGAGUUUCAUUCAGUCUCCAACUCAUCAGAGUGUGUUAAACAUCAGGGAGAGGUGUGUGGACGUUGGGUUUCCCUGGUGGAGCUGCCUGCCUUGUAUGGAAAACCUCAGGAGGCAGUGAUGGAGGAAUCACUCAGGUGUAUCUCCCUCUGUGAUCCUGAGGGCGUCCAUGUCUUCAUCCUGGUCCUACCUGUGGGUCCCCUCACUGAUGAAGACAAGGGAGAGUUAGAGACCAUCCAGAACACAUUCAGCUCUCGAGUCGAUGACUUCACCAUGAUUCUGUUGACUGUGGAGUCAGAUCCUGCAGCUCCAGCUGUUGUUAACUUUGUAAAGGAAAACAAGGACAUCCAGGAGCUCCGUCAGAGCUGUGGAGGAAGAGAUGUUGUUCUCAACAUCAAGGACAAGCAGCAGAUCCCAGAGCUGCUGGACAUGGUGGAAAAGAUGAGACAAUCUGAAAAUAAACCAUCCUGCUAUACAGCUGUAACAUUUGCACGUGCACAAAUGGAAAAGGUCAUACAACAAGAGAGGAUAAUAAAGAAGAACAAGAUCACUUGUGAUGAUGAGGAGCAGAGCCCAGAGAGUCUCAGGAUUGUGCUGAUAGGGAAGACUGGAAGUGGAAAGAGCUCUACAGGAAACACCAUUCUAGGAAGAAAAGAGUUUAAAGCUGAAUCAAGACAAACAUCAGUCACCAAACUUUGUCAGAAAGCACAGAGUGAAGUGGACGGUCGUCCGGUCGUUGUGGUCGACACUCCUGGUCUGUUUGACACAACUUUGUCCCAUGAAGAGGUUUAUGAGGAGAUGGUGAAAUGCAUCAGUCUUCUGGCUCCAGGACCACAUGUCUUCCUGUUGGUGUUACAGAUCGGCAGAUUUACACCAGAGGAGAAGGAGACAUUAAAACUCAUCAAGGAAGGCUUUGGGAAGAAUGCUGAAAAGUUCACCAUCAUUCUUUUAACUGGAGGAGAUAAACUAAAACAUGAUGAAGUCUCCAUUGAAGAAUAUAUUGAACUUAAAUGUGAUGAUUCCUUUAAGAAGCUGAUCUCUGACUGUGGAGGAAGAUACCAUGUGUUUGAUAACUAUGAUAAACUAAACCGCACACAAGUCAGUGAGCUGAUAACCAAGAUUGACAGCAUGGUGAAGGAAAAUGGAGGCAGCUGCUACACCAAUGAGAUGCUGCAAGAGGCCGAGGCAGCUAUAAAGAAAGAAAUGGAGAGAAUCCUGAAGGAGAAGGAAGAAGAGAUGAAGAGAGAGAGGGAGGAGCUUCAAAGAAAACAUGAGGAGGAAAUGGAAGCAAUGAAAAAAAGAAUGGAAGAACAGAGAGCAGAAAUUGAAAAGGAGAGAAAACUGAGAGAAAAACAACUUAAAGAAAAGGAGGAGAACAUAAAGAAGGAACGUGAGGAGAGAAAGAAAGAACAGGAAAUGAGAGAAGAAGAAGACAGGAAGAGAAAACAACAGGAAGAAAUUAAACGACAGGAGUGGAAACGAAAGGUUGAAGCUUUGGAGCAAAAAAUAAGAUCAGAGUCAGAAUCAAAGGAAACCAUUGACAGAAAGCUGAAGGAGAGCAGAGAAGAGAUGAGAAAAGAACGAGAGAACUGGGAGAAAACACAAAAUGAAUGGUGGAAAAAACGAUAUGAAGAAGAUGAACAGAGACGACAGGAGGAACAAAGAAGACUUAGAAAGCUUCAAGAAGAAUACGAACAGGAAAGAGAAAAUUAUGAAAAGAAAAGAAAGGAAGAGGACAGAAUCAGAAGAGAACAAGAGGAAAAAGAGAAAAAAGAUAUUGUGGAGAAACAUAAGAAAGAAAAGGAGGAUCAGAUGAAGACGUAUGAAGAGGAGGCCAGAAAGAAAGCUGAAGAGUUUAAUGAAUUCAAAGAAAAAUACAACAAGAAGUUUGCAGCUCAGGAGGAACAGCAUGAGGAAAAAAUGAAAGACAAAGAUAAACAAUAUGACUUCUUAAAGGCACUUUCAGCUCACAACGAAGAACAAACAAAGAAAAAAUAUCGAGAUGAAAUUUGCGGCUUAGUAAAAUGCGUGAUCAGAAAGAGAAAAAAUAUGGAAGAAAUUAUCAACUUACUGACAGAACAUGAAGAAGAAAUGAAGAAUUUGGAAACUGAAGAGGACAAGAAAAAAUUGCAGGAAACACAUGAGGAAAAGCUAAAUGACUUGAUACAGAAACUAAUGAAACACGGAAAGGUUUCACGUUUAGAAAACGCUUUGUACCACAUCACACAUUUGUUUCAAUAACUGAAACUUUAAAGAAACAGAGAUUUCAUUGUAAUAUAUUGCAAUAGACUAAACUGUGAUGCAGAUCAUGGCCACAGAAAUACUUCUCAUUGGCUGUCAGGUGUCUAAAUCACCAGCCUGUAAUGUCAAACUGUAGGUAACCGUAGCAACAGUACUGAUGUAGUUAACGACCAUGUGCAUGUAAAGAGUUAAUAAAAUGUGUUUACAGUUAGACAAUAAGAGAUGUUAAAAAGUCAUUGAAAUAGUGCAGUUCAGUUUAUUGCUAAUAUAAACAAUGUGUUAAAGAGGUGGUAUUCUGCUUUUUGGCUUUUCCCCUCUCCUUUAUUGAGUUAUAUAUCUUGUUUGUGCAUGUAACAGGUUUACAAAGUGAAAAAGCCCAAAGGGAGUUCCCAUCUCCC